Molecule: messenger RNA, 1010 nt
Organism: Grammomys surdaster
Lineage: Eukaryota; Metazoa; Chordata; Mammalia; Rodentia; Muridae
Gene: Crp
Product: C-reactive protein
Exons: 2
Coding region: 73-750 (225 amino acids)
Biological process (GO): innate immune response
Molecular function (GO): low-density lipoprotein particle binding; complement component C1q complex binding
Source: RefSeq, a predicted model, not a curated record
AGUACUUAUUGUCCUUGAUCUUUCAGACAAAACUCUGUCCUCUUAGUCCAGAUCCCAGCAGCAUCGACAGCCAUGGCGAAGCUACUAUGGUGCUUUCUGAUCAUGAUCAGCUCUCAGGCUUUUGGCCACGAAGACAUGUCUACAAAGGUCUUUGUAUUUCCCGAAGAGUCAGCUACUUCCUAUGUGUCUCUGGAAGCAGAGUCAAAGAAGCCACUGAAUGCCUUUACUGUGUGUCUCCGUAUCUUCACUGCUCUGAGCAUAAGCCGAGGCUUCAGUAUAUUUUCUUAUGCUACCCAGAAGAGCUCUAAUGACAUUCUCAUAUUUUGGAAUAAAGAUGAAGGGUAUUCUGUUGGAGUCGGUGGGCCUGAAAUACUAUUCAAUGUUUUAGAAGUUCCUGAGGUUCCAACACACAUCUGUACCAGCUGGGAGUCUGCUACAGGGAUUGUAGAGUUCUGGGUUGAUGGGAAACCCAAGGCGCGAAAAAGUCUGCACAAGGGCUACACUGUGGAGACAGAUGCAAGCAUUAUCUUGGGGCAGGAGCAGGAUUCGUAUGGUGGUGGCUUUGAUGCACAGCAGUCUUUUGUGGGAGACAUCGGAGAAGUGAACAUGUGGGACUUUGUGCUGUCUCCAGAACAGAUCAACACAGUCUAUUUGGGUGGGACACUCAGCCCCAGUGUUUUGAACUGGCAGGCUCUGAAGUAUGAAGCACAGGGUGAUGAUGUGUUUAUCAAGUCACAGCUGUGGUCCUGACCUACUGUUGUGAGCCCUGAGGCACCUCCUGGGAUUACAUUCUCUCCCUUGUCUCCAGUUAUGAACCUUUUAACCCUAGCAGAUGUUGUAGGUCUGUUCUGUGAAUAUGGCCUUUCACAUCUCUGCUCUGCGAUCUUCAGCACUAGAGCAUGGAAUUUAAAUGUAAGGCUUCUAGCAUAUGCACUCCAAUAGGAGUCUUUGUUAAAGAGAAUUUGACUUACCCAUGGUUUUAUGCACACACACACACACACACACACACA